Frankliniella occidentalis (western flower thrips) is the source of this 5608-nucleotide messenger RNA. Its product is annotated as basic proline-rich protein. The record is from RefSeq and is a predicted model, not a curated record. Bases 257 to 1615 code for a protein of 452 amino acids. Lineage: Eukaryota; Metazoa; Arthropoda; Insecta; Thysanoptera; Thripidae. Gene Ontology annotation, molecular function: actin binding. The transcript is spliced from 9 exons.
GUUUAUCUUCACCCAUCUCUGUCUAUCUCGACUGAGUCAGCCAUAUUGAUAGGUGGAGUUGGGCCGUGUGUUGAUGUAUUCUCGGAAAAUGUUGUCGUACUGUUCCCUGCAUGAUUGAAAUUGAAUGUAAACCCCUGAUAAUAACAAUGUAUACACGGUAUUUUCUCCCUCAACUCAGUUCCACAGGAAAAACUGAGUCAGGACCGUCGUUUGUCGCUCUUUAAUCGUAGAUUUGUUGAUAGGAAUAUCAAGCAAAAUGCCUCCCCCUCCUCCUCCGGGGCCACCGCCUCCGCCAGGGCCCCCUCCACCUCCCUCAAUGCCCCCUCUGGGACUUGGAGGGUCAGGAGGGGCUGAUGGGCGAGGUUUGCUUUUGCAAUCCAUUCGCCAGGGUGCCAAACUAAAAAAAGUGGAGACUGUAGACAAGUCUGCUCCAAUGAUUGGAAAAGUUUCUAGUGGUGGUGGGCUGGCCUCACCCCGUUCUGGUGGUUCCCCUGGUGGAGGCAUGGCCCGUGGUCCUCCACCCAAUGGACUUGGAGGUCUGUUUGCUGGUGGAAUGCCUAAAUUAAAAUCUACUGGAAGAAAUUGGGGAGGAGAAAGUGGUUCGCCAGCAACUACCACUCCACCCUCUCCAGCAGCUUCAAAUCCACCUCCACCCCCUUCAGAAGCUCCCAGACGACCAUUCCCUGGUGAUGUGAAAAACAGAGGACCUCCACCUCAGCCACCUCCAGCCAACCAAAAACCAACUGGUCUAGCAACUAGCACAUCUGAUUCUGUAUUGACCGAAAGAAGUCAAAGAACUGCCCCUGUUUUACCUAAUAAACCACCUGUAGGAGGUUACGGAAAGCCUAAUGUGGCACCAAAACCUCCAGGUAUGGCACCUAAUCCGCCCAGCACCCCGCCGAACGCCCCUCUUAGCAAACCUUCACCCCCAUCUAAGAAAGUGACAAAUGGAGGGCCCAAGCCUGCAGUAUCUCGCGCACACAGUAUGAGGGUUCCACGGUCUCCUCCUGUCGCACCCCCAGCAGGUCCCAUGUUUCCAACAUCUACCGCUAAUCAGGGAGACCUCAGCAGAUCAGGCCUACCAUCAUUCCAUCAAUCGCAAGAUUCACUGCACUUCAAAGGCACGAAUCCUCCUCCUCCUCCUAGAACAGCCACUUUGCCAUCCAGUUUUCACAAACCAACAGCGCCUGCUCCACCCCCUCCCACAAAUCGCCCCCGUCCUCCUGUUGCGCGACCUCCGCCACCACCGACGAGGCCCUUACCUCCUCACGCUCCUCCUCCACCGCCCCCGACAGCAGCGCCACCUCCUCCACCUCAUCGUACUCAGCCUGUCAAAGCAUUCCCUCCUCCUCCUCCUAGCCAAAGUUUAACUGCAGCCCCUCCACCACCUCCUACGAGAAAUUCAUCAAUGAGGAAUGGUUCAUCUACCUCAAGUUUAAGUGACUUUGAAUCACGGUUCAGAUUUCAUGGGGUUCAUGAAUUUCCUGCGCCUCAGUUACUCAAGAACCUUCCAAAAAUAUAUAAUAGCAGAACUGCUAAACAGCAGGCUCCACAGCCCCCUACUCAUCAAUUACAACUCUCAGGAGCAUGGGCCAACAAUACAUCCAGCUGCUAGCAUGGGCUUGAGGCACCAUCCAAAACUGAAACAUGCCUUCAACUGUGGAAAAGUAAGCAAUGUUGGAGUCAGUGUUUGCAUAUACAGUGGGGGUGGUGUCAAAAAUAAUUGUCAGUGAUGCAUAUCAUUGAGCGCAACCCUAGUGCCUCAUUUGUGUUGUUUGGCCAUCUAGAUUGCUCAAUUGUGAGAUGGUCUCUUUUCCAAGCAGAGUGUUUGUUUAUUCAAAGCAAUUAUUGAGUCUUCUUAGUAUUUUAAUUUGCUGCUUACUGUUCACCAUUAUGGGCUAAACCCUCCCCCUCCUGUCUGAGUGUCAAAAAUUUUGACUGCAAAAUCAAUUGAUGACAGUCACAUUAUUAGUACAUUCUUUGAUAGGGUUAAUUUCUCGAUUUCUCAUGAGAUGUUAAAUUUGUAAAAAAGAACUUUCCUUAUUAAUUAUUGACAAAUGGUUUUUAUUCUCUUGAUAUGAUGCUGAUGCUAAGGAAUUAUGUACAUCUCCUGGUGCCAAUUUCUGCUGAUAUGAAGUACUGCAGUACAUACUGUACGCAUAAUAUUGAAGUGAUGCUAAUCUGUUAGGGUGAGACAAACUUUACAAGCUGGUAUGUCCUAUUUUUCAGGAUGAUUCUUAACUCAGCAUAAGAAACUGUUAUGGUUGUGGAAGGGCUACCUAUUGUUGUUAGGCAUCAUACGUAUUUCUUUUGGUAUGUCACAUACCUUUGUAAGUUACUGCAUUAUCUUUUGGAACUGUCAAUUAGUUUAAGCUUUGAUAACUUUGUAUGUCAAGAAAUAUCUGAAGCGACGGAAAUGUCUAUGUUUAUAAGGUGUAGUUCAUCUUUAGAUUGGGUUUUAACCAACACAUUUCUUGUUUCCACAAGAUCUUAGGUGGUUGCCCUUCAAUAUCCAAGGCUAGUGAAAGAUGCCAAAAGCUUUUACUUUCCUUAGCUUAAAAAAAUGUAUGAAUCAUAGUUACAGUAAGAUGUUUUUCUUUUUUUCUUUUUCUAAGACUUUUUCAAUCCCGGUGUGUUUGAUUGGGUUUCAGCUGAGGCAACACUCUCUCCUUUCGCCAUUGUCAUCUUGGUUAAUAUUUAUUUUUCUUCUCCAUAACUGUAAGGUUAUGCUGUAAAUUGUGUAAAUAAUUUGUUAUGAAUAACUGUAACAGUUAAGUUUGUUGUACACUAAAUUUUGCUCAACUUAUAAAAGGGUGUUAAAUACAAUCAGGAACAAACAAUACAUCUAAAGACUGCUCUUCUAAUAAAUUUAAUAAAUAAUAUUUGUUGAUGCUUCAGUUGAUGUUCAACUGUCAUACUUUAUAUUCUUGUUGAUGAGUUUAUAAAUGAUUCCCUUUCUUUUGGGUUGUGCUGCUUUGAUUGCAAUACUGACAGUUACUUUAGUUUUCCAGAAUGUGGAAAACUGACUGCUUUUAUUAUCUGAAAAGGAGCGAAGGAGAAGAAGUGACUUCAAAUGCAUUUGUUGUAUUGAGAUAAACUGUGCAGUUAUGGCUGUGUUAGGUAAUAUUGAUCAUUUGUUAAAAGCUAUGCACAAAAUUGACAGCUUCGUACAAGCUUGACUAUUGUUAUAGUGUCUCAAGGCAAGACAGUAAAUGUAAUGUUGUUUUUUUUUUGUUUUAAGUUAAAUUGACAAGGUUUGCAGAAUUAAAGUUCUUUCCUUUUUUUUUGUUUGCCUUAGUGAGUCAUUUUGAACGGCCAACUGACGUGCAAGAAACCAGACAAAUCUGAAGUGUAGUUCAUACUCAAUGUACAAUACAUUUACCUUAGACAUCCUUUUAUACUUUCUUCUUGAUUUGUUGAUAACUCUUAUUUUCCCAUUUUUCAGUAUUUCUCUUGUUCUUUUGAACAAGAUCACCUUGAUCAAAGUUUUGCUUUAUUUACUUUGAUUCUUUGUUUGUAACUUUUCUUAUAAGUCAGUUCAAAAUCUGUGUUGUAGAUUCUUGCACCAGUCAUUUUAUUCUGUAAGUAUUAUUUUCUCCAACUGUUCAGCAUCUGGGCAAAUUUAUUGUUCAAGGCCUUAACUUUGAAUUGAUUUUAAUUUUACCCUUUUCUAGCAUUAUAUUAUUAGUUUAUUUAUGAAUUUUUAGCCUGCUUACUUAUUCUGUAAGGAACUGCUUCUUUCCCAAAUGCCUGUUUUCAAAAUACAGUAUUACUCAUGAGUACUGUAUCACUGCCAAGCCAUACAGUUCUUUUUAAAAAUGUGUAUUGGUAAUCAACCUAUUUGGCUCUACUUCAAGGAAAUUCAAGACUUUUGACUUUUGUAUUGUUUUUGGUGAAAGCUAGCACAAUUAUAUAUUCUUAUUUCUGAUAUAUCCAUAACAUAUUUUGGUUGAGUCUCUUUAUGACUCUCUCGCCAUGUCUUGUUUGCUAGUACUUUACAACAUCACUGUCACAGAAUAAACCAUACUAUGUUGUUCUGUUCGUGUACAUUGGCUUGUAAAGAGAUAAUAGAUCAAGAAAAAUUCUCUGGAGUCUUAUUCUACCAUAUCAGUGGUAGUUUUUGGCUUUAGAAUGAAGACUUUGAAAUUUCCCAGGAGUCUGUCACGCCAAAAUGCGGUGGUGUAACUUUUUUGACAAUAUCUUUUAGAUGAAGUCAGUAAUCGUGACGUAUUUGGGCUUGUUUGAUAGCACAAUUGGUGCCUUUAUGUCCUGAAAUGGCACUUGCGAUAAACUGCUCCUCAUGGCCGAAAUGGGCGAGUUAUAGUUUGCAGUGCAUUGUUUGAUACAUUACGUACCGUAAACUGUAACGCGCCUCUAUCGGACGUAAGGAGCAGUUUUAUCGCAAAUGCCAUUUAAAGACACUUUUCAAGCUCCUACUAACUAUGAAUAACUAGGACUACCUCUAGGACUCUACCACUAACCAUAUAGCCCAUAUCAAACAAGCGAGAGUAUGACAGAUUUCUGACCCCGUCCAGAAGAUUUUGCCUAAAAAGUGACCACCGCUUUUUUGUGUGACAGACCCCUAAAAUUUCCUCCAUUCCUCUCAAUAUUUUCACAAAUUUCUAAAUAAUUUCUAUUUGCUUUCACUGUAAUUAUUGCUUUAAAGGGGAGCUCCCUCUCCACCCAGUGUUGAGCUGUUAAUUGUUUGUUAUCACUCUAUUUUAGAAAAAAAAAAACUGACCUUGUGCCUUUAGUUUAUUACUGUGAUGAGAAGAAUUUAUGGGGUACUAAUUUUACGAGUAGGGAAUUGAAUUCUUUUUCUGUUUAUUUACGUUCAUUGUACUAAUUCAUUCCUAAUGUUAUAGUAUAAACAAUUAGCUUGAAAAUCUCAGUUAUUGUGUGUGCACAAUGUAACAAUAAUAUUCCUGUUGUACUCAGAUUUUUCUUUUGUACCAUCUGUUUUUGAUUUUUAAGCAGAAUUGACUUCUUUUGAGAUUUAUUUUAUUCUAUCUAUACAUAAUGUAUCAUGUGGGGCAUAAGGCUUAUGAUUGCAAUACAAGUUUGAUAAAAUAGAAUUCGUUUUAGGGUAUGGUGCGAGUGGAAUGAGAGUAGCUAAUGAGACUUCUACAGUUACAUACUCGUAGUGCAUGACUUGGGUGGUUUUGGUUGGUGCAUUCAGAUAUUUGGGAAUUGUACUGUGCCUGAGAAAUAGAACCCCAGGGUAAACCUGAGGCUGUUGUGUUAGUUGUUCCUUCAUUCUGUGCCCAGGCCUGCUCUUUGGUACAUGCCAGUGUGCGAUUUGUGACCAAGCUUAUGGGGCAGGAAUGCUUCACCUAGUCAUAUUUUUCUCUUUGCAGUAUAGGAAUUGCAUUAAUGAGAAUGUUUUCUUUUUAGGACUGCUGUAGCAGCUGUAAGUCGAAAAUUCUGUAUAAUUACACUGAGAGGAGUUAGAACUAUGUAAAUAACCAUCGAAUUCUGUACAGUUAUGAUCAGUACAUGUAAUCUGCUAUGCGAGGGCUAAACUCUACUCUUAUUUUUGUUCUUGUACUAAAGUAAGAUAUUGUAAAAAAUGUAUCUAUGGAAUAAAUUAACAUAUCUUGCAGAGAAA